AUGUGGUGGCAUAAGGAGAAACGCGUCAAAGAGACAAAUGUGUUGAGAUAUCCAGCUGAUUCAAAAGCUUGGGAGGAAUUUGACAAUAAGCAUAGUUGGUUUACUUCCGAUCCUCGUAAUGUUCUUCUCGGGUUAGCAUGUGAUGGUUUUAAUCCAUUUGGUAACAUGAGCAAUGCUUAUAGUAUGCGGCCUGUAACUAUUGUGCCUUACAAUUUGCCACCUUGGAUAUGUAUGAAGGAACCAUAUAUGUUUAUGUCAUUGCUUAUUCCUGGUCCUAAAUCACCUGGUAAUGACAUUGAUGUGUACCUGCGACCGUUGAUCGAUGAGUUGAAAGAAUUGUGGAUGGAUGGUGUGAUGACAUAUGAUGCCUAUAGCAAAUCUCACUUUAAUAUGCAUGCGGGGUUGAUUUGGACUAUACAUGAUUUUCCCGCCUAUGCGAUGACAUCCGGAUGGAUGACAAAAAGUUAUAUGGCAUGUCCAAAUUGUAACAAACACACAUGUUCCUGUUAUUUGAGUCAUGGAAAGAAGAUAUGUUACUUGGGAGCUCGUAUUUUUUUGUCAUCCGAACACGCUUAUAGGAAGCGUUAUAAGCAAUUUAAUGGUCAGAAGGAAGAAAGACAGCCACCAAAGCAGUUGACUGGUGAUGAUAUUCUAGAACAACUUAAUCUCAUACCCGAGGUUAGAUUCAGAAAAGGACCAAACAAUAAGAAGCGGACUCGUGUGAAGGAGGAACUUAAUUGGACAAAAAAGAGUAUAUUCUUUGAAUUGCCUUAUUGGAAAACGCUUUUGUUGCGGCACAACUUAGAUGUUAUGCACAUAGAGAAAAACAUAUGUGAUAACGUAUUGGGGACAUUAAUGAACAUUGAAGGAAAGACAAAAGAUACGUUCAAAAGUCGGAUGGAUUUAGAAGAAAUGGGUAUUAGAAAAGAACUUCAUCUUAGGCGUAAUGGUGAGAAAUUUGAGAUGCCACCUGCGCGUUACACAUUGUCAAAGGAUGAAAAAAGGCAAUUGUGUGAUUGGUUAAAGUCGCGUCUCCUCCCUCUAGCUAUACGGGGAUUGUUACCCAUUGAUAUUUGUAAUGCAAUAGCAGAGCUUGGUUUAUUCUUUAAGGAGAUGUGUUGUCGGACCCUUAAAAUGGAUGUCUUAGAGGCAUUAGAAAUGGACAUUGCUAUUAUAAUAUGCAAGUUAGAGAUGAUAUUUCCUCCAUCAUUUUUUGACAUAAUGGUGCACUUGGCUAUGCAUUUGCCACGUGAGGCUAUCAUCGCAGGACCUGCCCAAUAUCGGUGGAUGUAUCCCAUUGAAAGGUUUUUACAUACUCUUAAGUCUUAUGUGCGUAAUAAGGCACGUCCUGAAGGGUCUAUUGCCAAAGCUUAUGUGGAUAAUGAAUGUGUCACAUUUUGCUCAAGUGCACACAAGGCUGCACUUAAGCAAGAAAAUACGGUUAAUGUACAAUCCAGACACGCAAAAGAAUUUCCCAGACGGUUGGAAACACUAAUAAAGGAAAAGCGUUAUCAUAACAAGUCAACAAUUAAUGAUGACCUUUAUUCAUUAGCGUGUGGACCUGAAUCUCGGAUACAUCGAUAUUCUGGUUGCAUUGUAAACGGAGUUAGGUUCUAUACAAAGGAAAGGGAGAGAAAUCGAAGAACACAAAAUAGUGGUGUGUUAGUCAAAACAGAGGACCUUGAUUACUAUGGCGUCUUGAUAGAUAUCAUUGAGUUACAAUACGCUUUGAAAAAGCGGGUUGUCCUAUUUAAAUGCGAUUGGUUCAACACAAAGACUGGUAUUAAGAGUGAUACUUAUUUCAGAAGCGUAAACAUAGCCCGUAAAUGGUACAAAUAUGAGCCUUUUGUGUUGGCUAAUCAAGCUAAACAAGCCUUCUUCGUCAAAGACAGCAAAUUACGAGGGACGUGGGAGGUCAUUCAAGAUAUAACACAUAGAAGCUCCUAUGAUGUUCCUGAAAUGGAGGAUGAUAGCAAACUUACAGCUGAAAUGUGUACUGCAGCAUAUCAAGAGGAUGAACCAUGUAUUGUGGAUAGGGUUGUUGAGGCGACGGACUUUGACAUGGAUCCACUCCCUUUGAAUAGGGAUGGCUUGGAGGUUGAAAGUAUUGAUGCUGAAAUAAUUCUUAAAACUAGUCAAGAAUCACGUUAUGAAUUUGACUUUCUUGAAAACAAUGAUGAAAUCUCCAUUGAAGACAAUUCAGACGAGGAAGAAGAAUUGCUUAGUGAAGAUGAUACUGAUUUGGAUGACAUGUGA
Messenger RNA from Cornus florida, 2256 nucleotides. RefSeq lists its product as uncharacterized. The record is from RefSeq and is a predicted model, not a curated record. The coding region runs from base 1 to 2256 and encodes 751 amino acids. Lineage: Eukaryota; Viridiplantae; Streptophyta; Magnoliopsida; Cornales; Cornaceae. The transcript has 5 exons.